UUCGAUAUUUUGGGAUGUUACUUUCCUAUCCAUUUUACCCAUCCUAAAGGUGAUGAAAUUGAUGUAAAGAGGGAGGAACUCUCAAGAGCCCUAAUGCUGGCGUUUGCUUCCACGCCACUUUUUGAACCCUCAGCCAUUCCAUUACUUCUUGAAAAAAUAUCUUCUUCUCUGCCAUCAGCAAAGGUGGAAUCUUUUAAGUACCUUAGCUACUGCACAUUGAAAUAUGGAGGAGAUAGAAUGGAAAAAUACACCGAAUCCCUUUGGUCUGCAUUGAAAGAUGCAAUAUUUACUUGUCCGCACUCCAUUUUGUCAGUGGAUUCCUAUACAAUAGAUGGAAUAGGUUUUCAUGAGAGUGAAAUUAUGGCGCAGGCCCAUGAACUUCUCCAGGUGCUUGUUCAGCAGCAUAAUGCGUCAUUCUUAAAUUUGAUUCUGGGUGAUGGGGACAUAAGCACAUUUCUAAAGUCCUUUUCCCAGUUCAACGAUUUCAAUAGUCUUUCUUCUGAAUACAAGCAGAGAUUACAUGCAGUUGCUCGUAUUCUUUCUGUUUGUGUUAAAUCUUCUGGGUCUUCCUGCAAUAAAGUUUUUGAAAGUUUCUUUCCUCGGUUGGUGGAUGCUUUAAGGUUCUCGGUUGAAAAUUCCCCCGAGGCUAUUCAUUCAGCUUUGGAUGCAAAAUUUAACUUCGGAGCCUUGUAUCUUUGUGUCGAACUCCUUGCUGCAUGCAGACAGCUGGUAGUCAGCUCCGAUAAAGUCGCUUCAGCUCCGGAUCUAUCACAUGACACUUGGUGCCAGAUACUUCAUAGUUUCUCCACAUCAUUAUGCAAUGUUUUCUUUUGUCUCAUUCGAGCAAGUUGUGCUGAAAUCACUUGGAAUGCUUAUGUUUAUGCAGCAGUUAAAGGUUUGGAGAUCUUGGCUACAUUUCCUGGAAGCUUUAUUUCAGCGUCAAAGUUCAUGUAUGAGAAAAUCCUGCUGACUUUGAUGUCAAUCAUUGAAUCUGAUUUCAACAAGACAUUUCUAUGGAAGGCAGCGUUGAAAGUUUUAGUGGAAAUCAGCUUGUUUGUCAAUAAGUAUGACGAGGAUGUAAAGGCAGCUAGCUUUAACAGUAUUGUCAUGCAAAAGAUUGUUUCUCUAAUUUCUUCGGGUGACUUAAAUAUGCCGCUAUCACUCAAGAUACAGGCCAUUUUUGACAUUGGAAUGACCAGGAAGAGUUUCAUGCUUGCUGCUGCAAGCCAAUUGGAGAAGACUAUAUCUGCCAACUUAUCUGAGAUUUUUGUCCAUGGAAAUCUGCAGUUAGCUGAACUGACAGCUGUGCUUUUGGAAUGUUAUUCCAUUAAGGUACUUCCAUGGUUCCAUUGCAAUGGAGGUGCAGACGAGGUCUCUUUGAAUUUUGCAGUUAAUAUUUUUGCUAAAAUGGAAAAUAUCACAUCUUUGAGUCUAGGAGUAAAGGGAAAUGAGUUUCUGGACGCAACAAUGGCUGCAAUGAAGCAAGCUGUGGCAGGCUGUUCAAUGGAAAGCCAGGAAAAGGUUCUUCGGAAAGCUUUUGAUGUGAUGGCAACAUGCUCCUUAUUCCUAUCCAAGGAUUUGAUUCUAGGAACCAAUCGCUUUAACGAGAAAAGUCAACUUUGUCAGACUUUUGAUGGUUUGUCUUGUCGAGACGAAUGGAUUACUUCACUCUUCGCAUCAGUUGUAAUUGCGUUGCGUCCUCAAACUCGAAUACCAAAUAUAAGACUGUUAUUACAGUUGUUGACAACGACUCUCCUUGAAGGUCAUUUACCGUCAGCUCAGGCCCUGGGGUCUUUGGUUAACAAACUUCCUGUAAAUAUAUCAGAAAACUGUAGUCUCGAAGAAGUUAUUGAUACGUUAUUCAAGAAUGAGAUGUGGUGCAACAUUAUUAUUGGGAAAGAGUGCAAUGAUGGUGGUGCUGUUAAUAUGGGUAACCCGAGAAUAAGCAGUAUGAAUAGUCAUGCUGUUAUUGGAUUAGCAUGGAUAGGGAAAGGUCUGCUUAUGCGGGGUCAUGAGAAGCUAAAAGAUGUGACUAUGACUUUCUUGAGUUACUUAGUUUCAAGCGGACAUAAUAGAAAUUUGCUGCCUUUCAAGGAUCAAAUAAAAGAUGGCGCAGAGCAUGAAGUGCUUUGUCUCAGAAAAUCAGCUGCGGAUGCAUUUCAUAUUCUUAUGAGCGACUCUGAUGCUUGUUUGAACAGGAAUUAUCAUGCAAUCAUUCGCCCACUCUAUAAGCAACGGUUUUUCAACAUUAUGUUGCCUAUGUUCUUAUCUGCAAUAGUAAAAUGUGACUCAUCCACUACACGGUGUUUUCUUUAUCAAGCUUUCGCACACCUGAUAUCAGAAACUCCUCUUGCUGCUAUUGUUGGUGAUGCCAAAAAGGUCCUUCCUGUACUUUUAGAUUGCUUUCUUAUGUUAAGCAAGGAUGUCUCUCAUAAGGAGAUAAUUUACAGUGUCAUAAUAGUUCUCUCUGGAAUAAUAACAGAUAAAAAUGGACAAGAAGCUAUUGUAGAAAAUGCGCCCACAGUUAUCUGCCGACUUACUGAGCUCACAUCCUAUCCCCAUAUGAUGGUGAUUCGAGAGACUGCAAUUCAGUGCCUUGCUGCCAUGUCAGAGUUUCCGUAUGCAAGGAUAUACCCCAUGAGAACACAGGUGUUGCAAGCAUUAUCCAAAGCUCUUGAUGAUACAAAGAGGGUUGUUCGUCAAGAGGCAGUGAAAUGUCGGCAAGCUUGGGCUUCAAUUGCAUCAAGGAGUUUGCACUUCUGAAAGCAUGCAGAAGACUUCCUUGAAAACCCGGUUGGGAUCGUAUAGCCAAGCAGGCUUCAGACUACAUUCAUGUGUUGCAUCCUUGCAGAUGGUACACCCUCUUGCUUCUGCUUGUAUAGCAGCUUACUUAUAGGUCCACAGUCUUGAUGUAAGCUUUU
Messenger RNA from Nicotiana tabacum (common tobacco), 2921 nucleotides. Lineage: Eukaryota; Viridiplantae; Streptophyta; Magnoliopsida; Solanales; Solanaceae. The record is from RefSeq and is a predicted model, not a curated record.